AUGAGUAAUAAUCAAGAGUCUCGGGACCUAGACUCAUGUACCCUAAUAUCAUCUGAUCUGGAAGAUAUCAAAUCAGUGCGUGCGUCGUGGAGACCAUUGCACGACAUUGCUUCCAAAUAUUUAUGCAAACCUACGUUUGUCUUCCGCCGCGACCGAAAAGACUUCGAGAGAUUCGGAGAACUCAUGAAAAAUCCAUGUAUUAUCGAGGGCAUCGAGACGCUUCGUUUCGAGAUUGGGGAGAUGGGGCUUUUCUUCAUGGCCAAUUGGCUGGGAUCGAGCUAUAGCUUCAUGAACAACUACUACCAGAGUAUGAUUGAUCAAGGCCGGAGGGAUGAUGGUGUUCUGACAAAAUUGAAUUCCCAAAUUGAAAAUGCAUCUUUGGAGUAUGCGAAAUGGAAUAUCAGUGUACACUGGGCCCACCAAAAUUAUCAGGACGCACAUCGUCUCACACAGAUCCUCAAUUCUGCAAUCGCUGUCAAGAAUAUUCAAGUUACCAGAAAAUCCAUCACCUGGGCGAAUGAAGAUCUACUCGACUCCUGGAAGCAGGGGACCCAUACCGCCUACAUGCAGAAGGCGAAUGAGGAGUUCAAGACUCUGCUACUGUGUAUUCAAGGAAGUAACCGCGAGCUACAGUCUUUGAAGCAUGACGAAGUACCGGUUACAUUCUUCAGCUCACUCGAUCUUGAAACCUUCAUACCUGCGUUCCACCACCUGCGUACCAUCCACCUCUCUUUGAACGCAACAGAGACACCCAAAAAGGUGUUCUGGACAGGGCUUGGUACUGUGCUUUGCGCAAUCCCAGGACUCGAGGACCUACGCCUCGGAUUUUCUCCUCUGGAGGGUUGCGAUAGCGAUAUGAAUCUUGGUACCUGGCAGAAUAGUAACGAUCCUGGCGACUGGUACGUACCACUUCGGAAGGUCUUCGGAGAUCACACGUGGAAGAGGUUGAAAAAACUGAGACUGGAAGGAAUGGUUUUCUGCGAGGAAGGUCUCUCCGGAUUCCUCGGACGACAUGCCACUCUGAAGAACUUGGAGCUCAGUGGAAUGGCGUUGUGGCAAGGGAGUUUCGAAGGUCUUUUCCAUCACUUGAGAAAUGCCUUGAGCUUGGAAUCCUGCCAUGUUUGGGGCCUCUUCCUGGGACUCCAGACAUCACACGAAGCGUGGUUCAUCUGCCCCAGUCAUCUUAUAUUCACGACCGAGACGGAAAUAUGGCCUGCCAGCUUCACAUCUCACAUGCAAGGAAUCUUCCAACGGAGUCGUCGCUCAACUCCUCGAUGCCUGCGGCCGGACUUAGGGUCCAAGUUGGAGGAAUUUUUGGUUUCGGAUGGAGUUUGGCCUAUGGAGAUGGGCGACACGGUACCUGAACAUAUCCGUAAACAACCCUUCCGCCCAGAUCCAAGUAACAAAGAUGAAAUUUGCCAAAAAUGGGAUUCGGAUCUCGCUUCGGAGCAGGCUGAUAACAGGUGGGAACAUGGCUGGGGGGUGGAUGGGGACCUGAACUAUGCCACCCAGGAAGAAAUCCUGGAGGUCUACUCCCGUGAAGGAUACGAUACAUACGGAUUCGACAAGGCCGGUUAUGAUGCUGGUGGGAUCCACCAUACAAAGGCCGCAGUCCCAAACUGGCCCAAUCUUGAUGAGCCCCUACACGAGGCUACCGCGCGGAGGACAGUACUAGCAAUGAUCAGAGAUCAUAUAGCGAGAAUCGCACAUGUUGUGACGGGCGGGUAA
This is a messenger RNA of Drepanopeziza brunnea f. sp. 'multigermtubi' MB_m1, 1728 nucleotides long. NCBI's taxonomy places the organism in Eukaryota, Fungi, Ascomycota, Leotiomycetes, Helotiales, Drepanopezizaceae. The record is from RefSeq and is a predicted model, not a curated record.